AAGUGGCUCAUCAAGUCAAGAAAAUUCCAUGUUGCAUCAUUUCUACAGGCGGGAGAAUUAUUUAUCUGACCAGACAAGUACCACAGCAUGUUCCGGUGAGAAUGGUGAGAAGUGAGUCCAUGACCCCGUGUCGCACGUGCACAGACUUCAAGAGCUGGAGCAAACAGAUGAGCAUGCCAUCGACUGGGAAGGAGGGUCAGCAAAAGGCACACAGGACUGACUGUCCCCUCGAUAAGAAUGAACUAGGACGCUCUACAUGGGGAUUCCUGCACACAAUGGCUGCCCAUUAUCCAGAAUCCCCGAGUCAAGAGGAAGUGCGCGACAUGAAGAACUUCUUCAGCCUCCUCUCGAGGUUCUAUCCCUGCGAGUACUGCGCGAAGGACCUGCGAGAUGAACUGAAAGUCGAUCCCCCUAAGGCAAAGACCCAGAGCGAACUUUCCCAGUGGCUGUGUCGGCUGCACAACAAAGUCAAUGUAAAGCUGGGAAAGAAGGAGUUUGACUGUGCGAAGGUCAAUGAGAGAUGGAGAGACGGAUGGCUGGAUGGGUCCUGUGAUUGA
Messenger RNA from Phlebotomus argentipes, 557 nucleotides. RefSeq names its product FAD-linked sulfhydryl oxidase ALR (gene Alr). The transcript is spliced from 3 exons. The record is from RefSeq and is a predicted model, not a curated record. Gene Ontology annotation, molecular function: flavin-dependent sulfhydryl oxidase activity; flavin adenine dinucleotide binding. The coding region runs from base 102 to 557 and encodes 151 amino acids. Gene Ontology annotation, cellular component: mitochondrion. NCBI's taxonomy places the organism in Eukaryota, Metazoa, Arthropoda, Insecta, Diptera, Psychodidae.